AUGGAUGGGGUCAAUUAUACAAAGACUUUCUCUCCUGUCAUCAAACCUAGCACCAUUCGCAUUGUUCUUACCUUAGCUCUUUUUCAUCGUUGGGACAUUCGCCAGCUUGACGUCAAGAAUGCUUUUCUCCAUGAUGAUCUACAGGAAGAUGUUUUUAUGGAUCAACCUCCAGGGAUUCAAGUGACUCACACCUCUGAUGGGUUCAUUUUAUCUCAGGUCAAAUAUACUUUAGAUAUUUUAGAAUGUGCUCAAAUGCAAGACAAUAAGCCCAUGGGUACCCCCAUGAUGCCCAAAACAAAGGGUCUCACUAGUGACAUUCCCUACCCUGACCCUGGUCAUUAUCGUAGCAAUGUUGGUGCCCUUCAAUAUCUUAGUCUCACUUGUCCCGAGUUAGCAUUUUGUGUCAACUUUGUCUCACAAUUUACGCACUCACCCACCAUUGCUCAUUACAAAAUGAUUGGGCUAGUUGUCCUCAAACAGGUCGCUCUACAACCGGCUAUUGUGUGUUCUUGGGCAGCAACUGCAUCUCCUGGUCCACUAAGAAAUAACACACUCAAACAUAUUGAGAUUGACUACCACUAUGUACAAGAACGCGUUGCUCUUGGUCUUAUUCAAACACGGCAUAUCCCGGACUCUCUUCAACUUGCAGAUAUUUUUACCAAACCUCUUUGUUGUCAUGUCCUUUAUUCUCUACGUUCGAAGCUUGGCCUUCUACCUCAGCAUAGUUUGCGAGGGCGUAUUAAAGAUAAUCCCACAGAUCAGCAAGACCUAAUGGCUACAAUUUCCUCAAUGGAAACUAAGACUCAUUUCACCCCAACGGCUCCAACUCCCUCUAUGGAAACCGAGACUCAAGCCAACUAG
Juglans microcarpa x Juglans regia is the source of this 861-nucleotide messenger RNA. RefSeq lists its product as uncharacterized. The transcript is spliced from 4 exons. Bases 1 to 861 code for a protein of 286 amino acids. Lineage: Eukaryota; Viridiplantae; Streptophyta; Magnoliopsida; Fagales; Juglandaceae. The record is from RefSeq and is a predicted model, not a curated record.